AUGGCCGAAGGCAGCAACGGCCAAGGCACGACGCGCGCAGGCAUCCGCAGUUGUCCGCCCAGUCACGCCGCAGUGCUGCCCGCGCUGCUGUCGGAGCUCGAGGCCGAGAUGGAUGGGCUGCUGACGACGCAGCACCACGAGCUCCGGAGCCAGCUCCGAGCAUUCGCUACCAGGGCUGCUACAGGGCAGUGCUCCGGGACUGCCCAGGAGACCUUCCGCCGGGACUCCACGGCAAGCGUCGAGCUCGUGCGCGACGGUCUCAGCCCCGAGAUAAUGGACGUGCCGAUGCCCGGCCAUUGCUAUGAGGUCUGCAUUGCCUCGGAAGCGGAAGGCCUGGGACAUCAGCUCGACAACUUUUUCCCGAAGGUCCGCCUGGUUAACGGCGCCAUCCGCAUGGCGGAGGGCGAGCAGAAGCCGCGGGCUGAUUUCGACCUCGACGACAAUGGGCGCCAAAGUAUGCUCAGCCUUUGGGAAGCCAUUUGCCGGGCUUGCAACGCGUGCACGGGCCGCGAGGACCCGCGGAUGCGCGAUCACUUCACUGAUUCCCUUGGCAUAUUCCAGCGCCGCGUCUUCAAAGUCUACGUGGAGACGGUCAAUGACAUGAACGUUCUGUUGCCCGUGGGCAUCCCGCGCAUCACGUACGGGAGCAAGAUCCCCUGGCAAUUUGUCGUCAAGUCGGUCGUUGACUGGGCCCGCGAAGCUGUCGACGUGGCCGCCGUUUCUUGUGAUGCCAGCCGCCGACGUGCACCAGCCCAGUCCUACACCGAGGUCCCGCCCUUGAAAGUUGGGCUUGUGCCCGUGGAAGCGGACGCGGGCGAUCGCCCGGUGCACAUGUAUGCCGAGGAGAUGGCGUGCAUGGUGGUCAUGGGCAAGGCCAACCAGGAGGGCGUCAUCACGAUCGACGCCGCCAUCAGCGCCGUGAAGAACUACGGGCGCUCUGGCGCGGGGAAGGAGCUUUUCAAGGAGCAUAAAUGGGCGAACCGUCCCGGCAUGAUGAAGAUUGCGGCACUCCUCCGGUCCAUGGACUUGUUAAAGGGGUUUCACGAGUUCGACGAUGCGGAUUUCCAGCCCAUUACCAACGACGUGGGUUUCCCAUCUUGGAUGUAUUCUAUCACGAUCAAGACGGACGCCGACGACGGUGGCCACCCCAUGUCUUCGCAGAUAUUCUUGGAGAAGCUUGUUAAGUUAAAGACGGUGGUUGGUACGCUUGUCCCACGCCCGGUUGAUUCUCUCCUCUACCUCGACGGUGUCGGCAAAGAUUGGCCCGCUUGCUUCGGAGAGGUGUCGCAUCUCUUCACCUUGCUGCGCGCCAACCCAGGGUACAUCGCCACGGAAGGCCAGGCGAAGCAGGAGUAUGGGGCCGAUGCCAACGCGAGGGGGGCCCACGCUUGGGCCAAAGAUGCGUGCCUGUGGUUGCUGGACCACUGGGCAGGCACCGGGGAGAUGGCCACGGUGGAUGCGCUCCUGCAGGAAGACGUGAAACAGUUCCAGGCCUUUGCGUACGAGGGGUUCGUGUCGGAUGCUUACAACACCGUCCUGGGGGGCGAGGCUAGCGACGGCCAGUUCGACUGA
Prorocentrum cordatum is the source of this 1572-nucleotide messenger RNA. The record is from the annotation of a GenBank genome assembly. NCBI's taxonomy places the organism in Eukaryota, Dinophyceae, Prorocentrales, Prorocentraceae.